AUGGAAGGAUUAUUCUUUAACAUCGACUACGGGUACCUUGAAGGUGUUGUCCGUGGCUACAAAUCCGGCCUCUUAACUUCCAACCAAUACGUCAACCUCACCCAAUGCGAUAACCUUGAAGAUUUGAAAUUACAAUUAUCAUCCACCGACUACGGCAACUUUUUGGCAAACUAUUCUGGUCCAUUAAGCACUACCGUCAUCCAGGAAAACUUGACAAAAAAACUAUUCCAGCAGUACCAGUACAUCCAAAGUCAAUCGAGUGGGAAGUUAACCAAAUUUAUGGAUUUCAUAAACUACGGGUACAUGAUCGACAAUGUCAUAUUGAUGAUUACCGGUACCUUACACGAAAGAGACAAGUCGGAAAUCUUGAGAAAGACCAACGCCUUGGGGUGGUUCGAUACCUUGCCUACAUUGUCGAUUGCUACCGACAUCGAAAGUUUAUACCUGACAGUGUUGAUAGACACUCCUUUGGCCCCAUUCUUCAAAAACUGUGUCAGUGCCGACGACUUGGACGACUUGAACAUCGAAAUUAUAAGAAACAGAUUAUACAAAAACUACUUGGAAGGGUUUGUUGACUGGUGUGACAAAAACUUGGACGGACCCGAUAAGGAGAUUAUGGAGAGAUUGUUAACUUUGGAGGCCGACAAACGUGUCAUCAAUAUCGCCCUAAACUCGUUAAACAACCCCGACUUGUCGCCAGAAGACAAGUUGUCGUUAUUCCCCAGCCACGGCAAGUUGUACCCCACCUACCACUUGGAAUUGUCGCAAGUAGACGACGUCGAGCAAUUGAAAUCAAUCGUCGAACUCGUUGGCGACUACAAGGACAUCUUCUCCGAAACCAACGAAAACUUGAAAUCCUUAGGUGACUGGUUCUACUACUUGGAAAUGCAAUUGUGCAGAAAUGCAUUCACCCAGCAGUUCACCUUGGCGUCAGUCUAUGCCUGGUUAAAGUCGAAAGAACAAGAAAUCAGAAACAUUACUUGGAUCGCCGAGUGUAUUGCCCAAAACCAAAAAAAUAGAAUUGAAAGCUACAUAGCUGUAUACUGA
Molecule: messenger RNA, 1047 nt
Organism: Candida albicans SC5314
Lineage: Eukaryota; Fungi; Ascomycota; Pichiomycetes; Serinales; Debaryomycetaceae
Product: H(+)-transporting V0 sector ATPase subunit d
Exons: 1
Coding region: 1-1047 (348 amino acids)
Biological process (GO): vacuolar transport; proton transmembrane transport; vacuolar acidification
Cellular component (GO): vacuolar proton-transporting V-type ATPase complex; fungal-type vacuole membrane; proton-transporting V-type ATPase, V0 domain
Molecular function (GO): proton-transporting ATPase activity, rotational mechanism
Source: RefSeq, a predicted model, not a curated record